CCGAGUGAGUCAGGGGGGCUAGGGCCGAGGGCAGGCAGCAAUGUCUGUGGAGAAAGAGGUUCCAUUCAAGUUGCCACACCCUGGCCCGAAAGUGCGGAGUAAGCAGUUUAGGAAGCCGCGGGGCCGUAGUAAGGCCCGGGCCCGGGGUGCCCAGGGCGCCCGGAGCAAGGCCCACGUCCACAGGCGAUCGCAACCCGAGCCGUACUGCAAAAAGGCGCAAGUGCGAGAGAAAGAGAAGGUGUGGAGCCCCUGGAAUGGACUCAUCGUGAUUGGGAAGAGAGUGGAACUCUUGGACAGAAACCUGCAAAAGUCUAAAGUGUGGGACCCAAAGUUGGAAUCUGAGAACUGGAAGCUGGAAGUCGUGGGGAAGAAGAUCUCGAAAGAGAGAUCGGGCCUGCAUCAGGAGAAGGUGGACACGAAGCUCUUGAACAGUGUAGAAAGGACGUCACAGGCUCCAGCAAGGUUGGCGGAUGAUAUCCCAGAGGAGAUUUGGGGACAGCAGGAGGACAGACCCAAAGCUGGAGCCGUAUCUAAGGGUGCAGAGAUGACAGCAGAGCCUGAAGAAAGAUUGAAGUCUAAGGACAAGUUGAGGACCAGUGGAGGGGACUUGAGAUCCAGAGGGGAUCAACUGAGGCACAAUGAGGAAGUGGAGUCGAGUGGAGAGAACUUGGUGUACAAGAAAGAGAAACGGGUGUCCAUGGGAGAGAAGGUGGUGGGCAGGGGAGAGAAGCGGUCUGUUGUAGAGAAAAUGGACAGUAGAGAGAAACGGGGGUCCAUCAGAGAGAAGGUGUCGGACAGUGGCGAGAAGCGGGGGUCCAUCAGAGAGAAGGUGUCGGACAGUGGCGAGAAGCGGGGGUCCAUCAGAGAGAAGGUGUCGGACAGUGGCGAGAAGCGGGGGUCCAUCAGAGAGAAGGUGUCGGACAGUGGCGAGAAGCGGGGGUCCAUCAGAAAGGUGUCGGACAGUGGCGAGAAACGGGGGUCCAUCAGAAAAAAGGUGUCGGAUAGUGGAGAAAAACGAGGUUCCAUAAGAGAGAAGGUGUCAGACAGUGGAGAGAAACGGGGGUCCAUCAGAAAAAAGGCAUCCGACAGUGGAGAGAAACGGGGAUCCAUCCGAGAAAAGGCAUCCGACAGUGGAGAGAGGCGGGGGUCCUCCAAAGAGAAGGCGAAGUCAAGUGAUGAGAAGCUGAGAUUGAAUAGAGAGAAAUCAAGUUCCAGUAGAGGAGAGAAGCCGAGGACUGGUGAUAAGAACCUGAGAUCCACUGAAGAGAAGCUGGAGUCAAAUACCGAGGAAGCACAGUCCGAUGAGAUGGAACUGGAAAAUACAACCGAAGAGGACAUUGAAAGAGUGAUAAAUAUUACUGGUGAUGAAAAUGCGGUGGAAGAGAUGAGUCAGGAAAUGCAAAUUCCUGAAAGUCUGGAAGGCAGAGAUGAACAAGAAGGAGCAGAGAAAGCAGGGGAGAUUGACAGUUUUGUCUUGGACAACGUGGAAGAUCCCACCUAUGAAUCUGUUCUUAUGGAAGAGAAAGACGAGAUUAGAGAAGGCUCCGGGGAAUCAGGUGGAUGAAGACUUGAAGGCAAAGGAAAUUGAAGAAGCGUUGAAAGUCAGAGAGGAGCUAGAGCAAAGCCAAACUCUGCUGACCCCGAAGUGUAGAUAUGAGCGAGCUUGAGACUGGAGGAGUUACUGGGCAUGAGGCCAAGCCAGUAUCACCAGAGUGAGGAGGGGAAAAGAGGGAGUUGGGAUCAUUUUAAGGUGAAAAUAUUUGGGAAUGAAUGCUAAGAAGAAGGAAACUGGCCGCUACGUUAUUGAAGAACUGUUUGAGUCUAGGGUGAACUGGAUUUUGGCAGACAUGUACAUGCCGGGGUGUGAGAUGAGGAGAAUGUCAGAAAGAACAGAUCAUUGCAGGGCAAAGGGUGGGCACUGAGGGUUGUGGGAGAAGCAGCCAAUAGGUGAGGUAUCAGAAACUGACACCAAAAACGGGCUCCAGCAGGAAUGAAAUGGGAAGAGGAGUGGUCGAAUAAAACGGUGGACCAGUGA
This is a messenger RNA of Arvicola amphibius (Eurasian water vole), 2035 nucleotides long. Its product is annotated as titin homolog. The transcript has 2 exons. NCBI's taxonomy places the organism in Eukaryota, Metazoa, Chordata, Mammalia, Rodentia, Cricetidae. The record is from RefSeq and is a predicted model, not a curated record. The coding region runs from base 41 to 1564 and encodes 507 amino acids.